This is a messenger RNA of Halteromyces radiatus, 1244 nucleotides long. RefSeq names its product chitin synthase III catalytic subunit. The transcript has 5 exons. Gene Ontology annotation, cellular component: endoplasmic reticulum membrane. Gene Ontology annotation, biological process: protein folding. The coding region runs from base 151 to 1080 and encodes 309 amino acids. Lineage: Eukaryota; Fungi; Mucoromycota; Mucoromycetes; Mucorales; Cunninghamellaceae. The record is from RefSeq and is a predicted model, not a curated record.
UUUUUUUUGAGAUUGAUGUCAAUCAUCAUUCCCUUUUUUUUCAGUUUUUCCCUUUCUUUUAACUCUAUCAUCAUCAUCAUAUUUUGUUGGAGAGAAUAUUAUAAAAUCAAAAUCGUCAACCUAAGCGGAAAGUGAAACGCGACUUAAAGAAUGGUUUCACUCCCAUUUCGAUUCCAAGCAUUUAAGUUCGAUGGUAUCUGUCAAACAGUAGCUUUAACAUUAUGUCCAUUGAUUGGAAAGUACGAUGGCAUCGAACCAUUUUGCUAUUCUCGUAAUGUUGAAUUUGCUGGCAUGCUCAUCUUUCAGCCUGCUACGCUAAUAAUGGAUAUAGUCGCAAUAUGUAUGGCAGGAGUAAUGAUUUAUCAUGUCAAAACAAAAUAUACAGCUGUCGGUCGUAAAGAGAUCACCAUGUUUUUUCAGCUUUAUUUGGUGACAAUGUUAUUGGAAAUGUUAUUGGUAUCUAGCAUCAUCCCUACAGCCUCUAGCCUAUAUCCAUUUUUUACAUCAGCUCAUUUAGGUUUAGGUAGUGUAACCUUUUGGUGCUUGUUACUGAAUGGAUUCGUUGGGUUUCAAUUCGCAGAGGAUGGGACACCAAUCAGUUUAUGGUCCAUCCGCAUUACAUCAUUUGCUGUCUUUUUUAUAGUAGGGUUUGUUGGUAUGGCAACGUUUAAUAAUGUUGGUCCAUUCAACUGUACAUAUCCUAUAGGACUCUGGGUGAUAUAUUUCAUUUUUAAUGGAGCCUGUUUUAUGAUAUAUUUGAUCUCACAAUUGUUUCUUGUGGCUUAUACACUUGAUGAUCGAUGGCCAUUAGGUGAUAUUGCAUUUGGCGUAUUGUUUUUCUUGACAGGUCAAGUCAUUAUGUUUAUAUUUUCACUUCCACUUUGUGAACAGAUGAAACAUUACAUGGAUGGACUCUUUUUCGGUACAACAUUCAAUCUAUUAGCAGUGAUGAUGGUAUAUAAAUAUUGGGAUUCAAUCACAAAGGAAGAUCUCGAAUUCUCAAUUGAUUCUAAACAUCAAGAGUGGCAAACUUUACUAAUACAUGAUGAUAUCAAUUAUAAUGAAAAAAAUAAAAUUUGAAAUGAAAGAAUGGAACAUCAUCCAUAAAAAGAAAAAUAGAAAAAAAGAAAAAAGUCAGGAGCUUUGUUUCUAAAGAAAUCGGGUAUUCAAAUGAAAAACUGGUGAGUGUGCGUGUGAGAUUUCUUUUUCAUUUCUUUAUUUAAAUAGAAUCAUUUCCCACUCGA